AUGGCGAACGACUAUGGUCAUCUCAACAGAAAAGAUGAUGAGAUAUUUGCAAAGCUCUUUGAUCUAACCAAUCAUGUGAAGAUGCUUGAGGUGCAAGUUGCUCAAACUGCAGAAGGUAUGAAGAGGCAAGAGGGUUUUCUUCCAAGUAAGACUGAGUUAAAUCCAAGAGUUUGCAAAGUUAUCACAACUCAGAACAAGGACGUGGUCUCACCAGCCCCUAGAGAUCAUUCAACCCUCAAAAACCCAUUGGAAUGGCCUGAAGAUGAUGAGCCAAUCUACAAGGGACCUCAUCAAAGAAAGCUGCAUAAGAUGGAAGAUCCAGGGCAAUUUGUUUUCCCAUGCACAAUCAAUGGUAUGGAUUUUAUUGAUUCCCUCUGCGAUACAGGAGCUAAUGUGAAUGUUAUGUCUAAGCUUAUAGCAGAUGAGCUUGGAAUAGUUGACAUUAAAGACUCUCAAACAUCACUGAAGUUUGGAAACGCCUCUACUAUUACCCCAUAUGGCUUUGCUCAAGAUAUAUUGGUACAAGUGGGAGGUUGUCUUGUUCCUACAGAUUUUCAUAUUCUAGAGAUGAAUGAGGAACCCCUAACGCCAUUGGUUUUUGGUAGUUCCUUCCUUGCAACAGUUGGAGCUAAUGUGGACUAUCCAAACCAAAGAGUUUCUUUCUCUAGAGUAAAGAAGAGAGUCUUUUAUCCAGCAGUCCCUACCAAGAGCUCUUAUUGUAUAACCAUUAGGAAUGGCAGCAGAUUGAGUUUAGACCAUGGAGAAGAGAAGGAGAAGCCUCAAAACGUUUCCAAGCAAGCUCUUUACAUAAGAUCUUAUGAAGUUAUCAAAUCAGUGAACUCUGAUCAUGAAAGUUGCUUAAGAGACAAGGUUUCGACUGUGAUGCCUAAAGAGUGUGAUGCAGAUAGUUCUAAGGAAGUUUUCCACCUUGAGAGACGUCCUAGAGCACCUCCAAAACCAGCACCAUCCGACACUCCUUGGUUUAGAUACAUUGCCAACUAUCUUGCUGCUGAUCAUCCACCACCCCAAUUCUUUGGCUACAAGAAGAAGAAAUUCUUACGUGAUGUUAGAAGGUACUUUUGGGACGAACCUUAUCUUUAUAAACAUUGUUCUGAUGGUAUGUUUAGAAGAUGUAUUCCAGAAGAAGAAGUCCCAGGAGUUCUCUUUGCUUGUCAUGGAUCUGACUAUGCAGGACAUUUUGCUACUAACAAGACUGUUGCUAAGAUCUUGCAAGCUGGUUUUUGGUGGCCCACCAUGUUUAAGGACGCCCAUGACUUCAUCUCUAAGUGUGAUGCUUGCCAGAGACAAGGAAACAUCAGCAAAAGGAAUGAGAUGCCACAAAACUUCAUCCAAGAAGUGGAAGUUUUUGAUGUUUGGGGAAUAGACUUCAUGGGUCCUUUUCCUUCUUCUUAUGGGAACAAGUACAUCCUUGUUGCUGUUGACUAUGUGUCUAAGUGGGUAGAAGCCAUAGCCAGCCCUACAAACGACUCCAAGGUGGUGAUAAAGUUAUUCAAGUCGAUCAUCUUUCCAAGAUUUGGUAUCCCACGAGUUGUGAUUAGUGAUGGAGGAUCUCAUUUCAUCAACAAGGUCUUUGAAAGUCUACUGAAGAAAAAUGGAGUGAGACACAAGGUUGCUACUCCUUAUCACCCUCAGACAAGUGGGCAAGUAGAGAUUUCUAACAGAGAAAUCAAGAGGAUCUUAGAGAAGACAGUGGGAAUGACAAGAAAGGAUUGUAAAGAAGCUAAACUACGACAUCAAGACAGCAAAGGAGAGCGCUUGAUUCAGUUGAAUGAGUUGGAUGAAAUUCGUCAUAAUGCCUAUGAGAAUUCUAGGAUCUACAAGGAAAGAACAAAAGCAUAUCAUGACAAGAAGAUAGUCCCCAAGACGUUCUCUCCCAAUGACCAGGUUCUCCUUUUCAACUCACGCCUGAAACUCUUUCCCGGUAAGCUUAGAUCGCGAUGGUCCGGACCUUUUAAGAUAAAAGAAGUGAAACCAUAUGGCGCUGUUGUACUAUGGAACCGUUCUGGAGGUGAUUUCACUGUUAAUGGACAAAGACUCAAGCCAUAUCUCGCAGACAUUGAUGAGGAUGAGAGAGAAACAUUCCUUUAG
This is a messenger RNA of Microthlaspi erraticum, 2109 nucleotides long. NCBI's taxonomy places the organism in Eukaryota, Viridiplantae, Streptophyta, Magnoliopsida, Brassicales, Brassicaceae. The record is from the annotation of a GenBank genome assembly.